This is a messenger RNA of Pelodiscus sinensis (Chinese soft-shelled turtle), 367 nucleotides long. The record is from RefSeq and is a predicted model, not a curated record. Lineage: Eukaryota; Metazoa; Chordata; Testudines; Trionychidae.
UGGAUGGACCAUUGGUCUUACCCAGUAUGGUCGUUCUUAUGUUCUUUGCGACUACCUCUAAGAGGACAUGAUGAGUCAUCAGUGUCAAAUGGAAAAGCUGAACCAGGGCUCCGAAGACCCGCUGAAGAGGCCAGUGGUGUAUGUGAAGGGGGCCGAUGCAGUCAAAUUGAUGAACAUAGUUAACAAGCAGAAAGUGGCCCGAGCAAGGAUUCAGCACUGGUCCCCCCAGCAACCCACAGAGUACUUUGACAUGGGGAUAUUCCUCGCCUUUUUUGUGGCGGUCUCUCUCGUUUGCCUCAUUCUUCUCAUCAAGAUCAAACUGAAGCAGCGACAUAGUCAGGGUAUGUGGACCCUGAACCGGGGUUAA